This is a messenger RNA of Saccostrea echinata, 1323 nucleotides long. RefSeq names its product bifunctional peptidase and arginyl-hydroxylase JMJD5-like. Bases 87 to 1313 code for a protein of 408 amino acids. Gene Ontology annotation, molecular function: calcium ion binding; 2-oxoglutarate-dependent dioxygenase activity. The transcript is spliced from 7 exons. The record is from RefSeq and is a predicted model, not a curated record. NCBI's taxonomy places the organism in Eukaryota, Metazoa, Mollusca, Bivalvia, Ostreida, Ostreidae.
UUAAAUGCCCGAAUUGUUCUUGUUAGGCAAAUAAUUCACGACGAAUUCCGGCAAUACUAACAUUUCUUUACUAUCUGGAAAACAGGAUGAAAAUCCUGUCGUAUUUAGGAAUUUUUAUUUUUGCUGUGGGUCAUGGCGUGGGUGCACGAUAUAAACCCAGAGGACACCUUCAAUAUUUUGGAUCCCACCAACCUGCAGAGGGAGAAAUUGAAACACUGAGCAAAUUUCCAACUCCAGAGGACUUUUUCGAAAUGUAUGUGCUACCCAGAAUUCCUGUCAAGUUCCGUCAAGUCCUCAAUGCACAAAACAUGCCAGCUUUUGGUCUUUGGACGGACGAUUACUUGAACACUACUUUUGGGCGGGAAAUUAUGUAUGCGGAGUAUGGAAAGAAGGAAGAUUUGGACAAUUCCUACCGUUACUACAGACUGAACGACUUCAUAAACGAUUACACAUUCAAGGAUAUCUACAUGUUUCAGGACGUUCCAAAGAGCAUGCAGGAAAAUGUAAGUUUACCGUUUUGCUUAUUAUGCUCCUUUGAGCGCAUGCUCCAACGUGUGAUCGUUUGGAUGAGCAGUGGAGGUCUUCAGACCGUUCUACGUAAGGACGUCUUUGAGAGUGUCUACUGUCUGUUGGACGGGACGAAAGAAGUCUACCUUAUAGACAGUGGGCAGGGAGACUUAGUCGAGAAGCGACACUGGAACGAGGCUGGGGCAUAUAGUGAAGUAGAUGUGGAACGAGUAGACAUGUUCCGGUUCCCAGAAUUCCAAAGUAUUCAAUGGUGGAAGUCCAGCAUAAAUUCUGGAGAUUGUAUCUACAUACCCAAGGAUUGGUAUCAUCAUGCUCGGAGUGGAGACCAAAGAACUCUAGUCAUCAGUUAUCAAUUCCUUCGUCCUCUAUACUUUAAUGUUUCUGGAUGUCCUAGAGUCCAAAGUAUAGAGAAAAUCAGGAACAUGACGACUGUUACUCUUUUAUCUGAUCUAGAAAAGAAAAGGAUAAGGAUGCUCCGGGACUUUGAGGGUUUGGCCGAGGUACAGCUAUCAGACCUGGAGAACCUGAUUCGUCUCCGUAAAGAACAGGAUGGGGAUUAUAUCAGAUUUUUCAGACUGGUGGACAAAAAUCGAGAUCGGAAACUGACUUGGGAUGAACUUUACAAUUUCGAAAUGAAAAUCGCCAUGACUGUUGCCAAGUCGUUAUUUCGUGUUGAAAAGCGCGUGAAAGAGAAACCAAGCUACAAGGUUCAACUCAACUUCGCCAGUCCGCAGGCGCAGAGACUGUACGAGGAAGUCCACAGCCCCGCACACGACGAACUCUGACAAGAAUUGA